Lactuca sativa (garden lettuce) is the source of this 708-nucleotide messenger RNA. The record is from RefSeq and is a predicted model, not a curated record. NCBI's taxonomy places the organism in Eukaryota, Viridiplantae, Streptophyta, Magnoliopsida, Asterales, Asteraceae.
AUGGACCCAGAAGACGUGAUUAACCUCUUCGAUUCCUGCUGGUUCAAUUAUGAAAUCCUGAAGAAAGAUCAGUCCUCUAAAGCAAACCAAUCAUUAUCUUCGUCUGAGCCAAAAUUUUCAAGCUUGAGAUCAAUCCUUGUGAGGUCUAAAAGUGAUGAUAUAGGAAGCUUCAACUAUGGUUCUUUCUCUCCCAACUCAGUCCUUUUCACAUCGCACCUCGAUUCCAUCCCUUCAGGUAACUUAGAUUCUACAGUACAGAAACAAGAACAAGUCCAAGAAGACGAAACAAAAACAAUAACAGUAAGAGAAACAGUAAACACAGAUCAAAAGGAGCAAAGUGUUCAAGAAAUGAAGAAAAGGAAGAAGAAGAGACAUGGAUUUAGCAAGAGCCUAUCAGACCUUGAGUUUGAGGAGCUAAAAGGAUUCAUGGAUUUGGGUUUUAUUUUUUCUGAAGAAGAUAAAGACUCAAAAUUGGUUGAGAUCAUUCCCGGGCUUCAAAGAUUAGGUGUGGAGAGAGGAAAUGAUGAUAAGGGUUCAUGUUCAUCUUCAAGUGCAAGGAGGCCUUAUCUUUCAGAAGCAUGGGAGAAUAUGGAUAGAAGAUUACAGACACCGUUGUUGAAUUGGGAGAUUCCUGUUGUUAGAGAUGAGAUUGACAUGAAAGAUAAUCUCAAGUUAUGGGCUCACACUGUGGCUUCAUAUGUUAGAUAA